Messenger RNA from Tuber melanosporum (Perigord truffle), 1826 nucleotides. RefSeq lists its product as uncharacterized. Gene Ontology annotation, cellular component: nucleus. The record is from RefSeq and is a predicted model, not a curated record. Bases 282 to 1826 code for a protein of 514 amino acids. NCBI's taxonomy places the organism in Eukaryota, Fungi, Ascomycota, Pezizomycetes, Pezizales, Tuberaceae. Gene Ontology annotation, molecular function: peptidyl-prolyl cis-trans isomerase activity; RNA binding. The transcript is spliced from 5 exons. Gene Ontology annotation, biological process: protein peptidyl-prolyl isomerization.
CCUCGUCAACCUCCAUUCACUCUUCAGACCCUCUCACCUGGGCUGGCAACCCUUGAUCACAGUAUACCAACAUUAGCCUACAUACUUGUGCCCUCCGCUCCCUGUUAAGCCAUUCAAUUAUGCAUCGCGUCCUCGCCUAAUCAUCUUUCUCUAGCUGCACACCCCCUACCAUCCUCCCACUUCAUAUUCGACAACCAAGCAGUUGCGACAUACUCUGAUAUAAUCGCCUACCUCAUUCAUCCUCUUCCUCUCUUUUCUAUGGCCACUGAGCUUCCGCUACUAUGUCUGUGCUACUAGAGCUCGGGGAGACAGGUGACAUUGUCAUUGAUCUCCUUGUCGACCUUGCCCCCAAAGCGUGCGAGAACUUCCUCAAGCUAUGCAAAAUAAAAUAUUAUAAUUUUUCCCCCGUUUAUAGUGUUCAGAAGGAUUUCUCUUUUCAAACCGGUGACCCCAUUGGGCCUGACUCUCCUGAGUCAAGUGGGGGUUCAUCGAUCUGGGGCCUUCUGGAGGGUCCUUCCAAGCGCCUAUUUCCCGCGGAGUUUCAUCCAAAACUGAAGCACACGGAACGUGGUACUGUGAGCAUGGCUACCGCCCCUGGUAGAAAUCCAGAUGAGCGCGUGGGUGGAAGUCAGUUUAUCAUCACUACAGGUGACGAGUUGGAUUACCUGGAUGGAAAGGCUGCGAUAUUUGGUAAAGUUGUUGAAGGCUUUGAUACUCUAGAAAAGAUCAACAAUGCCUUCUGUGAUGGCAAAGGAAGGCCACUAAAGGAUAUCCGAAUACAUCACACGAUUAUUUUAGAAGAUCCAUUUGAUGACCCUGAUGGUUUUAGAGAGCCAUCCCAGAGCCCUGUCCCGUCAAAUGCUCAAUUAGCGACCGUGAGAAUUGGGGAGGAUGAAGAAAUCAAGGAGGAUGAUGAUCCCGAAGCAGUCGAGAAAUCAAGGCGAGAACGAGAAGCAAGGGCACAAGCGUUGACAUUGGAGAUGGUUGGCGAUCUUCCCUUUGCGGAUGUCAAGCCACCAGAAAACAUUCUCUUCGUUUGCAAAUUGAAUCCCGUUACUCAAGACGAGGAUCUUCAUUUGAUUUUCAGUCGUUUUGGGACCAUCCUGUCGUGCGAAGUGAUUAGAGACAAGAGAACCGACGAUAGCCUCCAGUAUGCUUUUAUUGAGUUUGAGGACCAAAAGGCUUGCGAGCAGGCCUACUUUAAAAUGCAAGGAGUAUUGAUAGAUGACCAUAGAAUUCACGUCGACUUUUCGCAGAGUGUGUCUAAAUUAUCCGACACAUGGCGAUCGGCCACCAAUGCAAAACGUCAAAAUGCGGUCAAUGCACGUGGUUUUGGUGGAUCUAACCAAUUAGAGAAGAGACGCCAAUACAGGGAAGGUAACCACAAGAGCCACGGUAGUAGUAGUAACAUGGGAUAUGUGUUUGAUGAGGUCGACGUUCGGAGACGCGCCGAAACAUGGAGAUCAGAGAGAGAUGAUCGAGGCCCCAAAGGCGAGAGCGAAGUCCCAGUAGCCAUGGCCGCCGUGAUCAGGGAAGAGAUUCCUGGAGAAGGCAACGAAGCCGGAGCCCGAGGAGGCGUUACGAUCGUGAUAGUUAUCAGAUGCCCUGAUGACCAACAUAGCAAAGGGAACCGGAUAUCUACAGCUCUUGACUAUAUAAAACGCAUGUUAGAGGCAAUGAGUGUAGAAAAGGGAUAUUGCUCGAUUUGCUUCUGUCAGAUGUUUUUAAAUACCCUGCAAGGCCGCCGCAACCUCCGUUCAAACUUUGUGAUUUGUGACAGCAGAAAGCAGCAACGCAUUGAACGUAUCCCAUCUUACCAUGAGUGA